AACAUGUCUUCACUCUAGUCUUCCCAUGCCAUUACAAAGUAUUUCCAUCACUUCGUUUAGGCAACAAAAAAAUCAGUCGCCUGUUCCUUUAAGACGGUCUCCAAAGUUUAGCGUAUGACGUCAACUUUGGCUUAUCCAUAACCCGAGGCGAUCCAGUGGCGGAGAAGGGAAUCUGAACGGCGGGAGAGACAGGUGAAUUUAAAACUGGACGUGAGCGCUUCAGUAUCAGGGGGGAGAUACACACAUUACAGGUGAGACGUUUUAAAAAGAGAUUAUGAAAACUGCUGUUGUCUUCCCCGAGUUAAAUAUAUUUUUAACAGGAAUGUGAAAUGGGAAUAGGAAGAUAAGCCUACUGUAUAGAAAAAAAACGGAAUAGUUCACAUUAAAAUAGGUGCAUUUAGCUAUAAUUCAAAAAGUCGUGUGAUAAUGAGAGUUUUAUAUUGUUUUAAGCAUGAAAAAACCUAUGUGUACUGUAAGAAAUAGGGCUUAACUUUGUCAAAUCAAUGAACUACCUCAAUGGCAGGGUGUCUUUUCUGUUGAAAAAUAAAAUAAUAUGCUGGAGAAUUGUAUGGCUACAUUGCUGUAGAAGUGUAGAAUUGUCUCUUUCACAGUUUUCUAUUUGCAUCAUCUUGGCAGGAAAUGCAUGUUCAGUGAUCGUCAUAUUUUUUUCUUCUUCAUUUGAAUGAACUGCUAGGGUUGAGCAAUGGACCAUGCACGAACAAUUUACAACACAUUUCUUUAGUCGUUUUCAUGGUUAUUUUCAUGAACAUUUUUUAAAUAUAUAUACAUAUUGCAUUGCGUAUGCCCUACUUAGUGGCUUAUUGCAUGAAAAGUCACUAAUUCCAUGGAAAUAUGCCAAAUGAAAUCAAUAUUAUUUAGCAUAUAAUAACCGAUUUAGUGCUUUCUGAGGUUCAUGUUAACUUUUGCAGUAAUGGGUUAUUUGGCACACUGCCUCUUUUGUGUUUUUAUUUCCACAGAGAAUCAUUGAAGAUGAACACAGAGGAAAAACAAGAGCUCAAGUCAUCACAAGAUGAAACGAUGGACGUUAGCAGCGCCGUGACAGAUGAGAGGCCACGGGCAGAGGAGGAGGAGAGAGGAGAAGGGGCAGGGGAGAGACAGGGAGAGGAAGAGGAGGCCCCAGGGAAGACCUCGGAGAGUGGAAUGGAGUGCUCAGAACCCACAGGAAACGAGGGAAUGACAGAUGGGGUUCCUGUGAAAACUGAGAAUGAAGAGUAUGACGACAAUGACGAUCAGUACCCCAAGAGUGAAGAAGAAGGUGAACGAGACAAUUACCUUUAUGAAGAAGAGGAAGAGGAGGAGAAGGAAAGGGAUGAGGAAGACGAAGGAGAAGGGGAGGGGGAAGGGGAGGAAGAGGGAGAAACCCUUAACGAACCACAGGACCUGUCUCUGGCAGAUUAUGUAAAGUAUGAGAGCACAGGCCCGCAGGACGCCCACACCGACUCCUCGCCGUACGCAGCAGAACCCCGCAGCCAGGCAGCAGGCAAGCUCAACUGUGACAUCUGUGGCCUGUCCUGCGUCAGCAUCAAUGUGCUGCUCGUGCACAAGCGAAGCCACACCGGUGAACGUCCGUUCCACUGCAGCCAGUGUGGCGCCUCCUUCACCCAGAAGGGAAACCUGCUUCGCCACAUCAAACUGCACUCCGGGGAGAAGCCCUUCAAGUGCCCGAUGUGCAGCUACGCCUGCCGCAGGCGAGACGCCCUCAGCGGACACCUGCGCACUCACUCAAUAGAGAAGCCCUACAAGUGCAACCACUGCGGUCGCAGUUACAAGCAGCGCAGCUCCCUUGAAGAGCACAGAGAGAGGUGCCAUGUGUAUAUCCAGAACAAAGGCAACGCUGAGAGAGCCGGUGAGGACACCCACGUGUCCAGGACUACUCACAUGGGCACGGAGCGCGCUCUGCUACUGGACAGAUUGGCGAGCAACGUGGCCAAACGCAAGAGCUCUAUGCCACAGAAGUUCACUGGGGACAACGGCGUGUGUCUGGACCUGAGCUUCAACAGGGAGCUGAUCCACCGCUCUGACGUCAUGGACCCUCCGCUCACCUCCCCAGGAUCCGAGAACCACCACAGCCACCAGCCCCUCUACACAGGCCAGGACCGUGACUCUGCUUCCCCCCACAGGGCCUACCCCAUCCCCCUGAGCCGCGCUGACAUGAGCCCCCUGGCCCUCACCAAUGGUCACAAGCUGGAGCAGCAGCAGAGCACUGGUCUCGCCUACCUGCCCCGGCCCAGCCAGGGCCACCCUAGCAUGGACACACUCCACGCCGAUCGGGCCCAGCUCUCCCAGCCUCUCAUCUACAGCCUGGGGCACCUGCUGGGGCCCAGUCCUCACAACAGCCUCCCACGCCCCCAUAGCCAGGCUCACGCGCUCCCCAUGCCCCCCAUCGAGGCUCUGAGGGUGGUAAGGAGCGAGGGGGAGGUAGGGGUUGGGGUAGGUACAGGAGCGGGGGCGGUGUACCCCUGCGGUCACUGCAGGGUGUGGUUUCUGGACUACGUCAUGUUCACCAUCCACAUGGGCUGCCAUGGCUUCCGUGACCCACUGGAGUGCAAUGUAUGUGGCCACCGCAGCCGGGACCGUUAUGAGUUCUCCUCACACAUUGCGCGCGGCGAGCACCGCCUGGAGUUGAAGUAGUAUAGACACAUUUGCACGUGAACACACACAUACACCCAUACAUGUAGUCAGACUCCUAAACGGAAUAAUGCAUACAUACACAUUUAUACACUUACACACAUGAAUUGUGUACAAACAUUACAUACACACAAAAAUGAUCUCAGGGACUUUCCUUUUUGUUUUUAAUUAGCACCAGUGUUACCACACACACACACACACACACACACACACACACAAGGAAAUGUAGCAUUUCAGUAAAGUAGCAUUUAAAAUGUUUUAUAGAGGAUAAUCAUGCUUGACUCAAGUGCCAACAUUUAUUUAUGACAAAUAACAGUGUCAAAAGUAAAAGAAAUCAGGAUUAUCUGAAAGAUAACUAUUGAUCAAAUGAUUAUCUAUGUUUUAUGUUUUAUAUGGGACUACAUUUUAUUCUACUUCACUAAGCCGCGGAAUAACUUUUCUACAGAAAUAUAUGUGUUCCUUCAUUUUAUUUUUGGUGACUAUUCAACAGAAUUGUCAAUAUAAAGGGGGUAAUUGGCAGUCAAUAUUUGGCAUUACCUUUGCCGUGCCUGCUGCUUUUAGGUUGGGAUAUACUACAGUGUGUCCAAAUAUCCUCUGUAUGUACAGCAGUAGCAGUAGGACAUAGUACUGAGUACAUUUUACGUUCACUGUAAGCUGACUGACAGACUCUGCUGUACAUUUUGUUUUCCUUGUAAACUACUGAGGUUCAAAAAUAAAAACAAGUUCAUUCAAGCUAA
Molecule: messenger RNA, 3386 nt
Organism: Oncorhynchus kisutch (coho salmon)
Lineage: Eukaryota; Metazoa; Chordata; Actinopteri; Salmoniformes; Salmonidae
Product: zinc finger protein Aiolos-like
Exons: 7
Coding region: 991-2652 (553 amino acids)
Biological process (GO): regulation of transcription by RNA polymerase II
Molecular function (GO): RNA polymerase II cis-regulatory region sequence-specific DNA binding; DNA-binding transcription factor activity
Source: RefSeq, a predicted model, not a curated record